AUGCUUGGGAAGAAAUUGGAUGAUGCAGAGGAGGCUGCAAAUGACAGCAUACGACAAUUGAAGGAGAGGAUUGUGAGGUUGGAGGAGGCUGUGAGGGAUUUGACACAGAAGCAGGUUGUUCUUUGGAAGUGCUGUGAGCAGCUUGUCACUGCUAGAAAGGCCCUGAAGAAAAGGCUCAAUGAAACGCACAAGAAGCCACCCUCAGCAUUCAAGAUGACCUACAAGGGGCGGUACACUUGGAAGGCCCAUCUCAUUGCUUGUCUAAUGGUUUCCAGUGGAACAGCUGAGAAGCAUGUUGGAGGAACACUUCAGGAAAUUGGCCACAUACUCAGUGUCGAAGUGCCAAAGGCAAUGAGAAAGUGCACUGUUCACCGCGCAAUUCUUGAGAAAGGGGUGGCAGCUGAUAUUCAGCUUGUGUACGAGAUUCUGAAAGCAGGACAUACAUAUAGCAUCACCUACAGCUCAGAUUCAAUGUCACACAAGCACAUUGAAUAUGAAUGUCAUACCAUUGCCCUCAAGGUGGUUGACUACUCGAAUCCCAAUGCAAAGCCAAUAUGGAAGCUUCGUACACUUGGGGUUGGGACAUCAGAGCUCACUGAAGUCUUCAACAAUAGUCCUCUCACUCAGCAUGAGGGCCUCCGCUUUGUUCCUGAUGACUUUGCAUACCGGCUUAUUGGAACGAGUGGUGACCAUGCUGCUGACCAGAAACAAAGCCAUGAAAUCUUACAAAUUUGGCGCCUCGAGGUCAUCCUGCAAUGA
This is a messenger RNA of Cyclocybe aegerita, 759 nucleotides long. The record is from the annotation of a GenBank genome assembly. NCBI's taxonomy places the organism in Eukaryota, Fungi, Basidiomycota, Agaricomycetes, Agaricales, Hemipholiotaceae.